Molecule: messenger RNA, 2716 nt
Organism: Pipra filicauda (Wire-tailed manakin)
Lineage: Eukaryota; Metazoa; Chordata; Aves; Passeriformes; Pipridae
Product: maestro heat-like repeat-containing protein family member 6
Exons: 15
Coding region: 135-2582 (815 amino acids)
Cellular component (GO): cytoplasm
Source: RefSeq, a predicted model, not a curated record
UUGCCACCAGGGGCUUUUCCAAAACAUCCCCAGUCCCUGUGGCAGGAGCCCCACAGGCCAUUGUGUCACACUUGGCCGCCAGGGGUUUUUCCCAGGUUUCUCCCCCGCAGGUGCCCUCAACACCAGACUGUGCCAUGGCGGGGGGAUGCUUCGGCCUGUGCCGGCUGCUCCGGAGGAACAGGAAGAACAGGAGAGGCCCUGGAGCUGGCCCAGCACAGGAGGCGGAGGAGGAGGUGCAGCACUUCCAGCCACUGCAGCAGGAUCCAGGCCGGGACCGCCCAGAAGAGCAGGACCGCGCCCGUGGCCGCUUGCGCAGGGCAGUUCAGAGGUUGCUGAAAUUCGUGGGAGUUCGGCGCAGAACAGCCACGACCGCACCGCCCGAGCUCCCGGCACAGCCUGACACCAGCGCAGCCGAGCUCGAGGUGGAGCCGGAUGUCAGCACUGCACCGAGGGACUGUGCAGCCAGCGGUGACAUGGCACCCAUGGAUGGCACAGCAACCUUGGACAUGGCAGCAACUGAUGGCACAGACACCACCACCAUGGCAGCCAUUGAUUGCGCAGCCACCUGUGACACGGCACCGGUUGAUGGCACAGACACCUCUGACCAGACACCGGUUAAUGGCACAGCAAACUCGGACAUGGCACCACUUGAGGGCACAGAAGCCACUGACACUGCACCUCUCGAGGCCACAGCCACCUCUGACACGGCACUGACGGAUGGCACAGCCACUUUUGACACGGCACUGACCGACACCGAGACAAGCUCUGACACGGCACCAACAGAUGUCGGGGCCAAGGCUGACGCCACGACUGAGAGCAUCGCAGACACCGACUGCCUGCCCAUGGACAGUGUCACUGAUGCUCCCAGUCUGGACAUUUUGGAGGAGAAAACUGUCUCCAAUGUGAAUGAAGUGCCAGCCAGUGUCAGAUCCAUCCACCAGUGGCUCACGUGCCGGGAGUCUCCAGAGGUCAGGCCGCCCAUUGCCAUCCGCAGGCUGGCCCACGCACACCCUGGGCACGUGGUGACGACUCUCCUGCACUGUGCCCCAAUGUGUGACAGAGCUGCUGCAAUCCUGUGGAGGACCAUCGCCUCCUCGGCCACCACAGCACACAAGGUGCUGCCAACGCUGCUCGGGGUGAUGGAGGACUGGCCACUGCACAGCGUGUCCACCUCCAGCGGGGACCACAUGGACGUCUUUGCCCUGGCUGCAACCCUGGCCCUGUGGCUGAUGGUCCAGGAGCCCCAGUGCCAAGAUGCACUGUUUGAUUAUGCCCCUUGUCUCCUCCUGGCUCUGCUCUGCCAAGUUUCUAUGAGCACUGAGCAGAUGCCACAGGAGGUCAGCACCUUCUGGAGGGGAUGCCAGGAGCUACACGGCCUUCCCACCCACCCCAACAGCUUUGUGGUGCAGACCAUCCGGGCCCUGCUCUGCCGGCUGCAGUGGGACCAGGAGCUGGUGUCAGUGGAGCGCAAGCGUGGCUGGGACGCGCUCCUCUCUGCUGACACCCACCACUACGCGGUGGGGCUGCUGGCCAGGGAGAUGCGCCACGUGUUGGUCCCCUCCUAUGGCCCGCUGGCAAGGCACCUGCUGGGGCUGCUCAGCAGGGAGGGGCCCCGCUGGGAGCUGCCUGCCCUGGCCUUCCUUGUCGAGGUCCUCAACUAUUUGGACGUGAGCGCAGGUGAUGACAGUGUCCUGCAGAUCCUGGCAAGGCACCUGCAGAGCCAGUGCCCAGAGAGGCGGCGCCUGGCUCUGCGAGGGCUCCUGGUGCUCAGCGGGGAUCCCUCCAUGGCCAAAAGCAUCUGCAGCCUGUCUGAGCCCCUCCUGGAGCUGCUGCGUGAUGGAGAUGGAGAGCUGGUCAGGAUGACCCUCUCCCUGUUCCUGAAUGUGCUCCAGGAUGAGGAAGACAGGAAGGGACUCAGCUCCACUGCCCCGGGGCUGGCUGAGGCGCUCCGGCCAGUCUUUGACAACGACAACAGCCACGUGCAGCUGCUCUCCAUUCGCCUCUUCCGAGAGGUGAUGGAGGUGCUGGCGGAAGAGGGAACAGAGCCCUGGGAGAUGCAGGUGCGCCAGAGCCUGGUCCCACUGUUCUUCCGCUGGCACGACGAGAACCAGCGCGUGGCAGAGGCCGCUCGGGAAGCACUGCUCUGGGCUACAAGCUUCCUCCAGAGGAAGGACCUGGAGCAGCUGCUGGAGACAGAGCAGCCCUUCAGAUUCUGUGACUGCCUGAUGGAGAAGGACAGGAGCCGAAGGGGCGAGCACCUGCAGCAGGCCCUGCCCUACCUGCAGAGCCCACAGGAGCCCCUGCGAGAGGCGGCCGUCAGGUUCAUGGGGGUCGCCGGCUGGCACAUGAGGGAGUGGCAGCAAGACCUGUGGCCCAUCCUCAAGGGCCUUACAGCCAUGAGCGAGGACGACUGCCCCUCUGUCUCCAACAUGAGAGCUGCACUCGUGGACACUUACAGCCGGGCCAUGAGAACUCCACCUGCUCCGCUGAGACGACCAAUGUCCCUGCAACAGCCCCCCACCACAGCCCAGGGACCACUUCUCAGCGCGGCUGCAGCUCCAGCUGAUGUUGGACCCAACUGAGCCAGCCCGCAAGGCCAGGCAGCUCCUGGCCUCUGCAGCCUCAGGGACGGCUCCCUCCUUCCAUUCCCUUCUCCUGACCCCACUUCAUCCUUCCCCUUCCCCUGAUGUUAAUAAACCCUGGCUUUCUCCCCUUA